Messenger RNA from Misgurnus anguillicaudatus (oriental weatherfish), 18013 nucleotides. The record is from RefSeq and is a predicted model, not a curated record. Lineage: Eukaryota; Metazoa; Chordata; Actinopteri; Cypriniformes; Cobitidae.
GGGGUCGCCGUUGGACUAAGCGUCGGUGUAACAUUUACAGUUGAACCUGCAGCUUUGCCCUCAGAAAGCUGGUGCAGCUUAUCCUUCAAACCAAACUGUUACAUGAAACAAGUUUGUUAAACAAGCUCGCUGCAUUCUUCAUGUUAAACAUUUGGCCGUGGGUUAACCAAAGUCUGUAUAUUAGAAGCAAGCACGAGAAUCCCUCAUAAACUCAUUUGAUUUAUUAGUAUCGGCCAGCCACGAUCUUUAUAUCAGGUAGUUUAGCAAACGUUUGCUCGCUAGACAGCACUUCCCCCAUCAACAACAAACUAGUAAACCCUGCCUAGCCAAAGCUAGCUUAAUGAAAUGAAACGGACCCCAGCGAUUAUUAUCCGGAGGAUUGUUCCGAUCAUGUACAAGGACGUUAGCAGCGCAUUGUAGAUCUCUGUAAUAGAGAUCUUCUUCAGGAGUAGGAAUGGACGAGCAGAAAUCAAACUGCGAAGAAAAUGAUUCAGAAACUGCAGCUGAUGAUGGGACCCCUCCAAAGGAGAGCGUCCAGGUUGAGGGGGAACUGAGUGCACCUGUUGUUGCAGAGGACAUCUCGGGCACUACUGUGGACACUUCCAGUUUAUCAGCUGAGACUGUCAGGGCCUGUGCUCUCUGUAAUUGCGUGGAGCGUAGUCUGCAUGGACAACGGGAGCUCUGUUGUUUUGGACCCUCCUCUGAUCGACCCAGCUUGGAGCCCCCUGUCUCCUCUCUGCCAGCAGCUGGAAACGAUGACUUGUCUUCCAUUGGAUUCUCGGAAUCCACCUGUCUGGCAUCACUCUUUGAUGACACGGGGAGCUGUUGGGUUCACCACUGGUGUGCUGUGUGGUCAGAGGGAGUGGAACAGUCUGAGGGUGAGGUGCUGAUAAAUGUGGAUAAGGCAGUCAUCUCAGGGAUACAGCGGCCAUGUGAUUAUUGUAAGCGGAUGGGUGCUACCAUCCGGUGCCGGGCCGAAGGCUGCUCACGGUUCUACCACUUCCCCUGCUCAGCUGCGAGUGGAUCGUUCCAGUCCAUGAAGCAGCUGGCUCUCCUCUGUCCAGAGCACAUAGACAAAGCUGAAGAAAUUGCUGGAGAGGAGGCACGAUGUGCAGUAUGUGACUCCACUGGAGACCUGUCAGGUCUGCUAUACUGUACAGGCUGUGGGCAGCAUUAUCACGAUGCCUGUCUGGAGAUCAUUGCCUCACCACUUCAGCGUUCUGGCUGGCAGUGUCCUGAAUGCAAGGUGUGCCAGACCUGCAGGCAACCAGGGGAUGAUUCAAAGAUGCUGGUUUGUGAUGCUUGUGACAAGGGCUACCAUACUUUUUGUCUACUGCCAGCGAUGGACUCUGUGCCCCCUGAUUCGUGGAAGUGCAAACGGUGCCGUGUCUGUAUAGACUGUGGCGUGCGAGGGCUGAAGCUUCCUGGCUCUGAACAGUGGUUUGAGAGCUACACGGUAUGCGAAGGCUGUCAGCGGAGGCGCACCUCCAUCUGCGGUGUUUGCAGUAAAGCUACAGAGCCCUCUGUAUUCCUGCAACAUCGAUGUGCCAUCUGCCACAGAUGGGUACACAGUGAUUGUGCUUCUCUGUCAGGGUCUCCUGAGGAGAAAUGCAUCUGUGUGCUGUGCAAAGAAACCUCAGAUGAGGUUCCAGUUGAGUCCGUUUCAUCCACACAAGUGGGUGAGAAGGCUGAUUUGGAGGUGCCAAUGGAGUUGGGGAUGGAGUCCGAGGUUGAUGAAACGAAAGAAGCUAAAGAAAGCAUUAUGGAAGAAGCAUUACAACAUGAGGAUACUAAGGUCUUAACUGAGACUGUACACAGUCAAGUCUCUACAGAACAGCAGGACUCUAUAGCUACUGUUGCAGAUGUUGUUGAAGAACAAAAAGAGGAGACCAGCAAUGACACUGUGGUUGCAGAAGGCACUGAGCAAAUAUCAAAGGGCACUCAGGAACCUCCUGUGAAGGACAGCCCAGACAGCCCUGUCCCUGAUACUACAGAGGCAGCCCAACUUAAUGUGGCUGAUACUUGUACAGAAAGCCAAGAUGUAUCACAAGACGACAAGCAUCCUCAACCAGAGACCAGAGAGUUGAACAGCACAGAGGAGAUCCCAGAAACAAAGCCUUCAACAAGCCCACGUUCUCAGUCUUCUCAAACCCCACUCCCUGUUCCUGAAGAGGCAGAGCCUGUUGCUAUGGACAUGGAGGAUGUGGGAUCUGAAUCACGUCAGGAAGAGACAAUAGAAGGUCCUGUUGCUUCUCGAACUGAAAUGCCCACUGCAUCUGACACUGAUGAUAGAAUGGGCCAGUCUGAGGAUGAUGAAGAUGAGGAAGAGCAGGGGGUCGAAGAAUCCUUAGAAGAGUCUCUCAAUAAAGAUGAUAGUCAGGGGGAGGAGUCCAGAAAUGAGAUGCAAGAGAUGGAUACAAAGCCUGAGCUGGUCCUUGAUGAGACAUCUAACAUGAGCCACGGUGAUGGGAGCAGCAGUGGGUUUCUUGGCUCGCCAACUGAGGCGGAUUCUCAGAUGCUGUCCAUGGACCUCAGCUUGGGGCCGGUCGGCAGGACUCGUUCUGAUUCGUUGCUCACCGAGACUGAGGACUCGUUGCCUUUUGAUCCGCUAAAACCUGAUGGAGAGAAAGUGAAGCGUAGAGGUUCUCCAGGACGCUCGCGGGUAAAACAGGGUAGAGGCAGUGGCUUUCCGGGUAAACGACGGCCACGUGGUGGUGGUGGCGGCGGCAGUGGUGGAAGAGGUCGUGGUCGGUCACGUCUUAAAGCAAUGGCCUCUUGCGUAGAUGCGUUUAUAUUAAGCAUGACCGCAGACACUGGACUUGGCAAGGAGGAGGAGGAGGAGGAGGAUGACACCAUGCAAAAUACUGUGGUACUUUUCUCCAACACCGAUAAGUUUGUCCUGCAGCAGGACAUGUGCGUAGUGUGUGGUAGUUUUGGACAAGGUGUGGAGGGCCAGCUUUUAGCCUGUGCGCAGUGUGCUCAAUGUUAUCAUCCAUACUGUGUGAACAGCAAGAUCACCAAGAUGAUGUUGAGGAAAGGCUGGCGUUGUCUUGAGUGCAUUGUGUGUGAGGUGUGCGGGAAGGCCUCUGAUCCUGCCCGGUUGCUGCUUUGUGAUGACUGUGACGUCAGCUAUCACACUUACUGUUUGGACCCACCAUUACAGACCGUGCCCAAAGGAGGCUGGAAAUGCAAAUGGUGUGUGUGCUGUAUGCAGUGUGGUGCUAGUUCUCCAGGUUUCCACUGUGAGUGGCAAAAUAACUACAAUCACUGCGGCCCCUGCGCCAGUCUGGUAACGUGUCCAGUGUGUCGCGAGAACUUCAUGGAGGAGGAGCUGCUUCUGCAGUGUCAGCACUGCGACAGAUGGGUUCACGCUGUAUGUGAGAGUCUUUACACUGAGGAUGAGGUUGAACAAGCAUCCGAUGAAGGGUUUGCCUGCACAGCCUGUACACCCUAUGUACCCAGGCCAGUUGUGGAGUCUCCUAUGAUGUCAGCCUUUAGAAUUAAAGAACCAGAGCCACAGUUUUAUCGUCUGGAGGGUGUCUGGCUCACAGAGACAGGCAUGUCUUUAUUGCGGAGCAUCUCCAUGUCACCCCUGCACAAGCGCAGGCAGCGCCGGUCUCGACUUGGCACCCUGUGUAUCGAUGAGCUGAAAGAAGGCGAGGCAGAUGGCGACGAGAGUAAAGGGGGUGCAGAAGCGAUGGAAUGUGAGCACAAGCUGGAGGCCCCUGGAAGCCCAGACAGAGAUGGAGGAGUGGACCGAGAGAUGGGAGCAGACGGAGGUGUAGAGGGCAUGGCUGACUGUGACGCUCUUAAAGGUGGAGCAGAGGAAACUGAAGAUGGAAAGAAAAGAAAGCGUAAACCAUACAGACCAGGGAUUGGUGGAUUUAUGGUCCGACAGAGAAAAUGUCACACACGAAUGAGGAGAAGUCUGUCUGCUUCUGGUGAUGCUGCUCCUGAAGGUCAAACAGCUGAAGGAAAACUUGAGGACGGCAAGUGUCCCCAUCCUGAUAUACCUCUAGAUGUCUCAGAAGCAAAGACAACAGAGGGAGAGGCGGAGCAAGCCAAAAAGCGCAGAGGCAGAAAGAAAAGCAAAUUGGAGGACAUGUUUCCUGCAUACCUGCAAGAGGCUUUCUUUGGAAAGACAUUACUCGAUCAGAGUAAGAGAGCAUUUCUUGCCCCUCCAAUCCAAAGACAUAUGCAGGGCAUUCCGAGGCCUCCACUCCCUGGACAUGGAGCCAGAAAUACAGAUCAAGUUGAGGCCACAGUCAGGCCAACAUGUCCUCCCAUGGAACUAAAGCAAGAGGGUGGAGUAUCCAAGCCUCCAGGGGAUGAAACGGGAGUAGUACCAGGAGCAAGUGGGCAACUUUCCAACAGAGAUCAGCGAUCAGGUGAUGUACCUGGAUCUGACAAACAGAAGAAUGAAGAUCUGCCUCAAAGACUAGAAAGUCAGGACUCAGAGCAGUUCUUCAAAAGGGUUCUUGGACCCACUGAGGGGAGCUCUGUAAGUGGUGUGCUUCAGCCUAGCAUUAAGCCUGAGAGUGAGCCAAAUCAAAUUGGUUUGCCACACAGAAACCUCCUUCCAGGUGCUUCCCUAUCUGGUGCACUGCCUUCGACUGGUAUGAUGGACACGUUUCCAGGUCUCUCCCAGUCACCCUUUUUUGACAUGCGGGAUCGAAGUGGUCUCUUCAGCCCUGAUCAGGAUGAGGAUAGUCCAUGGGCAACACCAUCCACUCCAGCUACCCCUUCCACUCCCCCAACUCCUACUGAACAGGAGGGUGAUGGCCUCUCAUACAAUCAACGCAGCCUGCAGCGCUGGGAAAAGGAUGAGGAAUUAGGAAAUCUGUCUACCAUCUCUCCUGUACUUUAUGCUAACAUGAACUUCCCAAGUCUUAAGCAGGACUACCCAGAUUGGGCCAGUCGCUGCAAACAAAUAAUGAAGAUUUGGAGGAAGGUAUCAGCUGCAGACAAAGUUCCUUAUCUGCAAAAGGCCAAAGAUAAUAGAGCUGCUCAGAGAAUAAAUAAGGCACAAAAGCAAGCAGAGAGUCAAGUAUGUCGGCCUAUCAAAACUGAACCAGGUCGAAUAAAAGGAGAGCGUCCUAAUCUGCACCUUCAAAUUCCCCCACCCUCAUGCUCGGUUUCAACUUCCUCCCAGCCAAGCUCUGCUGAGAGUCCAUAUCCUCUUGCCCCAGACUCCGCGUCUUCAGCCUUCUUUUCUGAUGGACCCCUCAAAACGCCAUGCUCCGUUGAUGACCCGUUUUCUAAACUUCCCUCUCAGUCUCCUCACCUUCAAUCUCAGCCAUCCACUCCAUACUCACAUCCUUCUUCCAGCCCCUUGCAGGGCUCUUCCUCAGGUUAUCCUUUGCCUGGCCCACAGGGUGCUACUCAGGGACGGCUAGCCAAUUUCGGCUCCCUUGACAUGCAGCCAGGGACUCCUCGUAGAGCCCAGCAGUUUGACCCAUUCUUUAGACCACAGCACCAGAUCCACAAACCACAACAGUCCCCUCAGGAGGCCUUCGGUACACCUGAGAGUCCUCGACCUAGGGCAGUUGGCCCUGGAGACUCUCCAAUGUUCUCGCCACCCCAUACAGCUCAUUGUGGUGACUUUUACCGUGGCCAGCAUGGAGCUGUCCGACAAGAGCAUGCUGCUUCUCCAUCACCAUCUGGUAUAGCUUCUUCACCUGCUGGGAUGGGCCCAAAUAGGGGAGAAGUUAGUGCCCCCUCUCCACGUUCAUUUAGCAGACCAGACUUAAGUGCUGGUUCUCCUGCUAGUUUAGAAUCUGGAGAUGGGUUAUUUAAAGCCCCCAUGACACCUCGUAUGCAUCAGGGGGAUGCAGGGAACUUGUCAGUUUCCCACCCCCCAGGUGCCUCUCCUAGUCAUGUUCCUGAGAGCUACCGCCAAUCUCCUUCGUCAUUCAAUGAUCCUUAUGCCCAGCAUCCCCUUACACCACGACCUCAAUCAAGUGACAGCUCCUCUCCUUUGCCCCAGAGACUUACUGCACCUCAGCAAGAAACAUAUUCAAGAUUGCCUUCAAGUCCUCAGUCACAAGGCAGUUCUCAGUCACCUCUCACACCAGGAGCCAUUUCCAAUGAUGUACUUUCUGUUCAGUCACCUGGCACGCCACGCUUCCAGUCUCCAGACCCUUAUUCUCGCCCACCUUCACGACCGCAGUCCAGAGAUCCCUAUGCCUCGAUGCAUAAACCCCCUCGCCCAAGUUCUGUAGCACCAGAAAGUAACCCCCAUUUUAGAGGCUCACCCCAUCCAAGCCAACCCAGCCAGCAACCUCCCUGCUCACCCUCAGUUGCUGAUCCACUCUCUGGAAAGCCACCUGCUUUUAGCUGCAGUCCUAGUAUAGGGCUUCAAAUCGGCCAGCAAGUAGUUGGUCAGCAGCAGAUGAAUACUCCUCUGCAAGCUCAGGUUCACCUCCAGCAGCCACAGUCCCAGAAUCAACCAGUGGGUGCUGAUUUUAACUCAAGAAUAGCACUUUCAUCUGGAAACCAGGAUACAGUCUCUGUGCGGUCAUCAGAUGCUUCACAUUUACCCACCAUGCCAGGGACACAGGAUUUGCCCGAGCUGCCAGCUGGUCAGGAUCUAGCUCUCAUGAGUCCAUCUGAGUUAGAAAAGCACAGACAGAAGCAACGUUUAAGAGAAUUUUUGAUACGACAAAAAGUGCAGAGAAAUUUACGUCAAGAGAAGGAAACACCUGUUGUAAGUAAUCCUGCCCCAAAUUGGCAAGUAGGAGAAAUGACAGGCUUUCCACAAGACAAAACCCAACGAGCACCACCUCCUUACCCUCAGGACAGAGCUGUGGUUGCUCAGGGAGCCAUUGCCAGCAGGAUGCCUCUGCCAGUGGGAGCUAUAGAUGAAAAGGUCUGCCGCCCCCCUCCUCCUGGGACACCAGCAUCUCUGGAUCCCAAUGCAUUAAGGCAAGCUGUGCCCAGUAUUUCUCAGGGGAUGUAUUCUCGUCCGCCUUUUCCUGCACAGUGGCAAAACCAAGGUGGUCCACGGAGAUUCCCACAACCAUCUAUGAUAGAAGGUGUUCCACGGCAGCAUCUUAAUAAUCCCAUUAACAAUCCUCUCAAUGUACAGAAUAUGCCUAUACAAAAUAUUUCCAAUCCUUUGGCAGCGGUACCAGGCUCUGGAGAGGCAGUACAAAGCUGUGUAUCGGGAGCUCCGCCUCAGUUCAUAGAGUUGCGACAUAAUUCCCAGCGGAUGCCACUGGGUCCUCAGUUUAUGCAAAGGGCACCUUUACCAAGACCACGACUGUUUCAUCCACAACAGGAAAUGAAUCCUGCAUUUGUUCAGCAGACUUUACCCCAAUCUCUUGAUACUUCAGGUGAAGGUAUCCGUGAUCCCAGACUUGGGUUACAACAGGGUGGCAUGAACCUAUUGAUGCAACAACAAAGCAAUGUGCCCCCUUCUCAAACGCAACUACAGCCUCAACAGGUCCCAAAUACUACCCCCAAAACACCCAUUUCUCACACUACUGCUCAACAGCUUCCUCAAACAAGUACAAUAGGAGGUCAACAGACUGUUGUCAAUCCAGUUGACAUACCCGAUUCUGACCUAGUAGAUGCAUUUGCUCCCAAAGGACUGAGUGAUACAGUGGCAGAAACAGGAGUUGAAGAUGAUGAUCUUGCUACUCUCGACCUGGAUCCAGAUAAAGGGGAUGAUGAUUUGGGAAACCUUGACAAUCUUGAGACCAACGAUCCUCAUUUGGAUGAUCUUCUUAACAGUGAUGAAUUUGAUUUGCUAGCUUACACUGACCCUAUGCUUGAUCAGGGUGAUCCCAAAGAUGUUUUUUCAGAUCAGUUACGACUUGUUGAAGCAGAGGGGGAAGGAUCAGGGUCCUCUGCUAAUGUAGAAAUCAAGAUGGAAGAAAAACCAAAAGCUGGGCUAACUUCCCAAGAUACACAUACUGCCAGUCAACCACCUUUAAAGACUGAGAGUUCUUCUACUAAUACUUUAAGCUCUCCUAAGGUAGAGCCUGAUGCUAUUAGACUGUCCUCUGUAAAACUUGAAGACAAGGGUCUGGUUGAACAACAACGAUCAGGACUAACUUCUGCUAAAGAUGAUAUAGGGGAAGCAGUCUCUGCGUUGCUCAGUGAUACAAAGGCUUCUAAUCAAGAGACAUCAACUGCUUCAUUGAGCACUGUCCGUUUGGGUGGUCUGCCUUUUCCUUUACCCAGCCAACAAGAUACAAUUUCUUUCCCAUCAGAUGCACCACAUCCAGACCUGGGUGCUAAUCCACUUGGAUUGCCAGAUACUGGGCACCACUCCACGGCGGAAGUAGAAAAUUCCUUGGAAGCAAGUGAACUCCCUUUGUUAAUACAAGAUCUUUUGGAACAUGAAAAGAAAGAACUUCAAAAACAGCAACAACACUUAAGUGCUCUACAGGGUGGAAUUGGUAGUCAGCUUCACAACAUUCAGAAUCCUCAACAGCCGGGGCAAAAUCAAAUCAUGAUGUCGCAGCAGCACCAUCAUCCAUCCCAGGCCCUUGUGCCUCAAGCAGGUAUGGUGCCCAGGCCACCACCCCAUAUGUUACAGCAACAGCAGCAGAGGUUAAUUGGUGGUGCUGGACCUUCACCACCUCAUGCAGCAAUGGGACCACAGCAGCAAGGUGUGAUACGAGGUGGACAGACUGGCAGAAUACACCCUGGUCUUGCUUCUCAGCAGCAGUCAGCACCAUCUCCACAAGUUGUUAAACAGCAGAAUUUGCCCAGCAACUUUUUCCCAGAUAAAGAUUUGGAUAAAUUCAUGACAGAUGACAUAAUGGAUCCUAUUGCUAAAGCAAAAAUGGUGGCUCUAAAAGGGAUUAAAAGAGUGCUGGCUCAAGAUCCUAUUGGUGUAUCACCUGUGAUGAAUAGGCAGCAAGUAUCUCUCUUAGCCCAGAGACUAACCUCAGUCCCAGGAAGUGAGGAUCCUCAGGCUCAACUGGCACCUGGGUCUUCCAAGGAGGGAGAAGGAAGUGACCAAGUUCAAGCAAGACCAAAUCCUCCACAAUUUGGCAUUAUCAAUGAUGCUGAACAGCACCAAUAUGAAGAAUGGCUUGUGCACACACAGCAGUUGCUACAAAUGCAGUUGAAAUUCUUAGAGGAGCAGAUUGGGGCACAUCGCAAGUCUCGCAAAGCUCUAUGUGCCAAGCAGCGUACUGCAAAAAAAGCUGGACGUGAAUUUGCAGAAGCAGAUGCUGAAAAGCUCAAAAUGGUCACAGAGGAACAGAGUAAGAUCCAGAAGCAAUUAGACCAGGUUCGUAAGCAACAGAAGGAGCACACCAAUCUUAUAGCAGAGUAUAAGAGUAAACAGCAGCAGCAUCAGCAAGGGCCCUCCAUGCUAGCUCCUGGGCCCUCAACGCAGGCACCACACAUGAUUUCCAAGAUGCCUGGACAAAUGAUGAUGGGUCAACAGGGAGGACCAGUUAUUGGUCAAACUCCUGGAGGGAUUCCUCCAGGUGGGAUGCCUCAAGGAGGGAUGGCUCAGGGAGGAGUGCCUCAAGGAGGGAUGCCAAUUAGAAUGCCACAAAUGCAACCAUUUAGUGGAGCCCAGCCUCCUCUUCCACUGGGUACUGUGCAAUCGGUUCCACCUCCUGGUUUUUUUCCACAAGGCCCUGGAACACAAGGAGCAGACCCAAGAGUUAUACAGGAGAGGCAGUUACAGCAUAGGAUGCAAAUGGUCCAGAAAUUGCAGCAGCAACAACAACAGCAGCAGUUAAUGAUUGGGCAGCAGCCAGUGUCACAUCAACCUCAGCAACCUGGUAUAAUGAAUCAACAGCCUGGAGCCAUGGGUAACCAACCAGCCCAGGUUUUAAUGGGCAAUACACUGAUGGGACAGCAACAGCAACCAAACUUACAACAGGGAUUAAUGAAUAACCAGCAAGGCUUAAUGCAGGCUCCUCCGGGUAUGAUGGGAAACCAGGUUAUUGGACAGACGCAACAUAAUGUCAUGAACCAGUCAAUGGCUCAGGCUUCAAAUAUGAUGGCUGGCCAACCACAGGGCAUGGUGGGUAAUCAGCAGAUUGUUCAGCAGCUUCAGAGACCUCAGGGUUUGAUAGAUCAGCAUGGACCAGGUGUACAACAUGUUGUUAGGGGGCCACCAACCCAGCUUACACCUCAACAGCAAAGUGUAAUGGCUCAGCGCAUACUCAUGUCACAGCAGCAACAAAAUGCUGCAAAAAACCUUGCUCAGCUUCAACAGCAGCAAAUUUCGCAACAAAAACAACAGUCACAGGCUGGUCCAUCACCAUCAGAAACUCCACCAUCAGGAAGCACUCAAGGAGUUGCUGAAAAUUUGCAACAGGGGGUUCAGGGUCUGACCCAAGACAUUCAGAAUCCUGUCCAAAAAGAUGGAGGAAUACUUAGUCCAAAAACACCACCCAAACAAGGUGGACCCCCUACACCAGUUCAGAUGCAGCAGCAAGGGGCCAGUGGAGAACAGCAGUGUGUUGCUGGACAGCCACAACAACCCCAUGGUUUUCUAAGUCAGCAACAACAUACAGCACAACAGCAACCAAAACAGAACACUGGAGAACAACAUGGUUUUGUGAGCAACCAGCAGGCUGGUGUACCACCACAGCAGCAACAGAUGCUACUUCAGACACCAAAUGCCAUACAAAUUAAACAGGAAGAUAAUCAAAUGUCUUUCAUGGCCCAGCAACAAGGUAGUCAAAUUGUUAUGCACCAACCACCAGAUGUGCUUGGCAAGAAUAGUGGUCAGUCUCAAACUACAAUGACUGGUGUUGCAAAUCAACAACAGCAAGCCAUGUUGACCCAAAUGGGGAUGCCUAGAGGUCAACAGGUAGUGAUGGCUCCAAGGCCUGGUGUUCCCAUAGGGCAAAUACGUCCCCCUAUUAACAUUCAAGCCUUCAUUGCGCAGAACCCUCAGCUGCGUCAUCUGACUCCUAACCAACAGUUGCAGCACAUUCAGGCAAUGAUUGCUCAACGGCAGUUACAGCAAGGCCAGAUGCUAAGAAUGCAAGGUCAGGCCCAGGGUCAAAUGCGCCCCCAGGUCCCACAGGGGCUAACAGUAGGUCCACGAAUUGUAGGUCAGGAAGCGCAACAGCAACACCACUUUGGAUUGGCAGGCAAACACUGUCCAGCUGGCAUUCCACAGCAACCAGGAUCAAUGGUACACCCUUCUGGUAUGGCACCGCAGUAUCAUCAAGGUGUUGUGGGGACCUCACAAGGACCCUCACAACAGUACAUCAAUAAUGCUCAGCAGCAGCAGAUGUUACAACAGCAACACCAGCACCAGAUGAUGAGGGGUCAAGUGCCCAGGCCAGUAAUGGGUCCAGUUCGUACCACAGCACCCGGACAAAUGCCUAGGCCACUGUCUCCUCGACAGUUAAUGGGUCAGGGUUCUCCUGGAAGUCCGCUCUCCAAUCAGCAAAGGCUCAUGAGAAUGUCUCAAACUCCACCGGGUGCCCAGCAUCUUCAGCAGCAAUCAUCUCACAUGUCAACAGCCUUGAGCCCCUUUCAAGCCUCACCAUCUCAUGCAGGUUCUCCUGCAGGGUCAUCUGCUCCAGAAGCAGGUUCCAGCCCAGCAUCUUUAAAUAAACCAGAGCCAGGGUCUGUCUCCCUCUCCAGUCACUUGUCAUCACCCUCUAGGCCAGACAGUGUUGCUGGAAAAAAUAGCCCCUUCAGCCAGACAGGGGCAUCAACUGCUUCACCUUUGAGAUCUCCAAUUGCCAAGGCUCAAUGCCUCAAUUCUGAAGCACUUACAGCUUCUGUUCCACUCAAUGGCCCAUCUCCUCAGCGGACACCGAACCUACCACAAGUAUCAAGUGCUACCCAAGUAUCUCAGUCAACACCACUGCCAGGUGAAAUUUGCAAAAUGACGCUACAGAACAUCAAACAAGAGCCACGUGAAGUCCAAUGUGAUGCUGGAAGUAGUGUAGAAGCCCAUUCUAAUAUUAUUAAGAGAGAAAUUGCUGGAGAGGCAGUCAGUGUCAGCAGUGCCGCUUCUAUUGGGAACUCUGUUUCGAGCCCUAGAAAUCAAGCAGGAGAUCUCGGAUCCCAAAUCCAAAGAACAGAGACCGGCCAACAGCUACUGCAGAAACUCCUCCGAACAAAAAACUUACAACUGGCAUCCCAGAGGUCCACAGAUGGUAUUCAUAAUGAAAUUAAUGGUCACAUCAAUAGCAAGCUGGCAAUGCUGGAGCAGAAACUUCAAGGAACUCCAAGGAACAUGGAGGAUCUGCAGUCACUGACUAAAAGAGCCCCAAUAGUCAAGGCCAAGCGUACUGCAAAAGCUGGAGAGCGUGGUCCAAACUCUCGUAAGAAAACGAAAAAAGAAGAGACUGGAAAAACUGAGGCAAUAAUGAAGCAACUGAAGCAGGGACUUUCUCUUCUUCCUCUGAUGGAGCCAUCCAUUACUGCUAGUUUGGAUUUGUUUGCUCCUUUUGGCAGCAGCCCAGCCAAUGCCAAGACUCAGUUGAAAGGCUCUUUUGGAAAUGCAAUCCUGGACAAUAUCCCGGACUACUAUUCACAGCUUCUUACAAAGAACAACCUUAGCAAUCCUCCAACACCACCUUCUUCACUUCCCCCUACUCCACCCCCCUCUGUACAGCACAAACUUCUCAACGGGGUGACCCCUGUGGAAGAACUAGCAGAAGGUCAGAAAGAGACGGAGGCAUCAGAAGAUACCAUGGGUUCUGUUUCAGAGGAAGUCAAGAGCGUAGAUAUACUUGCUGCUCUCCCUACUCCUCCACAUAAUCAGAACGAAGAUAUACGGAUGGAGAGUGACGAUGAUAGUGAAGCUCCAGAUAGCAUUGUGCCUGCAUCCUCACCUGAAAGCCAGCUAGGUGACGAGACAACUCGCUUUCCCCAUUUAUUAGAUCCUAAGGAAGAAGAGGAUGAGAGGACCAUCUCACCUGCUAUUCCUAUUAUUCCACGUUCUGCCAUUCCCAGUUUCUCUGAGACAAAACCAUUCGAAUCAGUGGGUGGAAAGGUUGUACCAUCGUCCAGCCAGUGGGACAAAGCCAAAAGCAAUGAAGUGUCUGUUACAUUCAUGCUUUCGUCAGCUGCAGCUAAGAAUCUUAACACGGUGAUGUUAGCGGUUGCUCAGCUCCUGCAAAUACGUAUGCCAAAUUCAUAUGAGGUGGCUUUUCCCCAGAGUCCGGGUACAGCAGGUGUUGUGCCAGGGAAAGUACAGGACUCCUCCUCAAUUCCAGACAUAAAAACAAACCCUUCAGCAAGCCAUGAUGCAGAGUGGCUUAGGCAGUUUGAUGUGUCUCUCCCAGGGUGUACCCUAAGAAAACAAGUCGACAUUUUGUCUAUCAUCAAACAGGAAUGCCAAGAGCAAGACGAUAAACCUGCACAGCACUGUUACAUGACAAACGUUUCAGAUCUUGAUGUGCGACAUCUGCCUGUUAUUCCUGUGGAGGUAUCUCCACCUCCAUCGCCAUCUCCACCUUCACCUCCAUCGCGUGCUGUAGUUGAACCAGAAAACAUCACUCACCCCGAGUCCAAACUUGAACCGGACUCUAAUGUUCAAUCUACAUCAUCCUCUCCUUCAAGCCCGAGCGCCCCAGUCAAGGCCGAACCUGAGAGUGAUAUUGUCAAAACAGAGUCUCACAACAUCCCAGUUACGAUGGCGUCCGAAUCUCAAGAACCUGUUGUUCUCCCUCCAGCUGCUCCAUCUGAAGAACAACCCUCUGUUCCGGCUAGCUCUCCUUCUCCUCUGGACUCCCCCACUAUAGAGAUCAAAACCAUCAAGCACCGUAGCAGACCCCUUUCUGACGAAGAGGAAGAACGCCCCAAGAUCAAAAAAUGGAAGGGUCUGAGGUGGAAACGUCUCCAGAUAGUUAUCACCAUUCGCAAAGGUGGUUCCAAGAAAGAGAGCAGUCGUGAAGUUUCUGAGCUGAUGGAGCGUCUUCGCAUUACGCUAAAACCAGACAAGCUCCCUCGCGACAAGCGCAAGUGCUGCUUCUGCCACGAAGAGGGAGACGGUGCCACCGACGGUCCUGCACGUCUUCUUAACAUUGAUGUUGACCUCUGGGUGCAUCUCAAUUGUGCUCUGUGGUCAACGGAAGUGUAUGAGACUCUAGGCGGGGCUCUUAUGAACGUGGAGGUCGCCCUUCGCCGUGGUUUGCGAACGCGGUGUGCGUACUGUCAGAAGACGGGUGCCACAAACAGCUGCAACCGCCUGCGCUGCCCCAAUGUCUAUCAUUUCGCCUGUGCUAUUCGAGCCCGUUGCAUGUUUUUCAAAGACAAGACUAUGCUCUGCACCCAGCACAAGCUCAAAGGCCCCAGCGAAGAGGAGCUUAGCAGUUUUGCCGUGUUUCGACGUGUCUACAUCGAACGUGAUGAGGUGAAGCAGAUUGCCAGCAUCCUGCAACGCGGUGACCGCAUUCACAUGUUCCGUGUAGGUGGGCUCAUCUUUCAUGCCGUGGGCCAGCUCUUGCCAUCUCAGAUGGCUGUUUUUCAUUCACCCACUGCUAUUUUCCCUGUGGGCUACGAGGCCACACGGAUUUACUGGAGCACUCGUGUGCCAAACCGUCGGUGUCGCUACCGCUGCCGCAUCAGCGAGCAGGAUUGCAGGCCGCUGUUUGAAGUACGUGUGCUUGAGCAUGGAUACGAAGACUUGCACUUCCGAGAUGACACUCCAGAUGGCAUCUGGUGCAAGAUUGUGCAGCAGGUUGCCAAACUGCGUGAGGAAGCAGCCAUGUUGAAGCUUUUCACGGAGCAUGUCAAGGGUGAAGAAAUGUAUGGACUCACUGUACACGCGGUGAUGCGAAUCACUGAAUCGCUUCCUGGUGUGGAAAAUUGUCAAGAUUACUCAUUUAGAUAUGGACGCCACCCUCUCAUGGAGCUUCCUCUCAUGAUCAACCCUACAGGCUGUGCACGAUCAGAACCCAAAAUACUCACACACUGCAAAAGGCCUCAUACUCUUAACAGCACAAGUGUGUCUAAAGCCUAUCAGAGCACAUUUACCGGGGAGAUCAACACCCCUUACAGUAAACAGUUUGUUCAUUCCAAAUCUUCUCAAUACCGUCGACUAAAGACUGAGUGGAAGAACAACGUGUACCUGGCCCGCUCUCGCAUUCAAGGACUGGGUCUGUACGCCGCUAAAGACCUUGAAAAACACACCAUGGUCAUCGAGUACAUCGGCACCAUCAUUCGCAACGAAGUGGCAAAUCGCCGAGAAAAGAUUUACGAGGAACAGAACCGUGGGAUCUACAUGUUUCGUAUCAAUAACGAACAUGUGAUUGAUGCCACCUUAACAGGUGGUCCUGCUCGUUAUGUCAAUCAUUCGUGCGCACCCAAUUGUGUUGCGGAAGUCGUGACAUUUGACAAAGAAGACAAAAUCAUCAUCAUUUCUAGCCGCAGGAUCCCAAAGGGUGAAGAGCUGACCUAUGACUAUCAGUUUGACUUUGAAGACGAUCAGCACAAGAUCCCCUGCCAUUGUGGAGCCUGGAAUUGCAGAAAGUGGAUGAACUAGCCUAGCGGGGACAAAGCCUCGCAUUUGUUCCCUGGUGGUGCCAGAACACUCCUGCGCCAAAGCCUGUUAAAUUCUUACUAUCCAGAUAAUAAGCUGUUCCGAAAUGAGGAGGAGAAGUUCGCUCCGUCACCUAAAAGAUAAGACUUUAUUCACAAGAAGAGCCAAAGCUUUGAAGAGUAAACUUCUUUUGCCACAACCUGAGCUCAAAGGUAUGGGACCUUUCUUGUUGAGAAACUUCACCUCUGCCAAAAGCACCUCUACUUUCUCCUCCGACGUUUCCUUCUACAAUAAGCUGACUGUGGCUGCAAUCGAUCCCUUCUACAUCUACCAAAACAACUGAAUUUAUAGCAUAUCACUAGUACUCAGUGAAGAUGUGUGAUUAAAGCCAUGCAAGUACUGAAAAACGAGAACACUUUAGCUCGGACCCAUACUUUCCGCUACCACCCCCGAAAGACCUUCUCCCAUGAAAUCAUCAAUGAAGAUUGACAUUGUGGACAUUGGCAAGACAAUCCUGAAGUGGCUCUGCUAUAUGAAAUACUAUUGACCUGUGGCUCACAAGGCACCAGAUGUUUUAUUAUAUUGAGUUCAAAGGUGGGUUUAUUUCACCCAGUCUACCUCAUUGAGUUUGUGGGAAGUCACUGCUUCGUAUGAAACUGUUAAGUGCUACUGUGUGGAUAGGGGAAGGCAGGAAUGUGUCUGUGGCAAACUAGCAAUUGCCUUCUCGGAUAAGCAGGGAAUCUUAAGCAGCAGGUUUGCUCCUAUCUAUGUUUUGCUUUCUAAUGAUUUCAAUAAUGAGCCAAUGCAAAUAUUAUAAGAUCAUACAGUUGAUGCAUUACUUACAGCAAUCAAACGGGUGUCUUAAAACCUAAUCGGACUGUAGAUAUCAUGUAGCCGUCUCUGCACAUCAGAGCAUCACGCUUUUUAGAGUAUGAAUGCUCUUUUAACGAUUUAGUAACGAUGGAGCAAACUGUGUGUGAGUGAUAGACGACGAGGGCCGCUGCGUACGCUUCGAGACAUCACAGAUCCACGUGCAGAAGUCAUUCUUUGACGCUUCAGGCAAAUAAAAGGUGGAUGUGUUUAACAUGUUGAAUUCCUACAUCCUGCCUUCAUUAGAUCUCAUCACUCCAACCAGGAACUUUAGGUGUAAGCCUCUUCCCUUCUGUGAUAGUGGACUGUUGUAAACUUACUGUAGUGAGUCUUUCUCUGCCUGCUGACAGCCUGUGUAUCUUAUCUAUGUAUCGUGGUUUGAUAGUGCUAGCACAGUCUACGGGCUGAAAGCGGUGGCAGAGAAAGGCUUAAUAAAGGGCAUUUCUAUUUUCUUUUAUAUAAGCGUAAUUUAAAACGGUUGAAUUUCAAAGAAGGGAGUCGAACAAAGUCUUCACAUAGCCCUUGCUACUUUGUUCCUCGCUCCCCUUACGUAUGACCUCACGUUAAAGAUAAAUGCAAAUGUAUAAACUGUACAUAACGGGGGACUAAACUCUUUAUCCAGCCCCUUUUUAAUCGAAUUCAAAAUUGUAGAGAAAUAAAAUUCAUGAAAAAGCAACCACUGGAUAUCAUUUUAUCAGAAAACUAAAUGUGUAAAUAGCUAUAAAUAUAUGUAAAAUGGCAAACUAAGUAAUAUCUUUAUGUAUAUGAACCAGAGUGUUUUUGCAUUUAGUUUUUUUUCUAUCUGCAUUUUUCCUACAAGACCAUAUGCAGUCGAACUACAGGUGUGAUGUUUCUCGUCUUCACCAAUGAAAUUGGAACGGGUGUGGUGAAUUCGUUUUGGAGGGGGUUAUCCUGAUCAUAUUUCUUCUUCACGGAUACUUUUUGAAUGAAAAAAGCAGUGAAAUGGUGCAUAGCAUUUGUGUAUUUAUGUAAUAUUGUUCACGUAUAUUUCUUUUAUUUAUGCAACUGCUUGUGAAUUACUGAACCCUGUCCUUGAAUCAGUGACAGUUUAAAUGAGUAUAUACAGUAAAUGGAAAAUCUUGACGCUCCCAAGAUGUUUUUGAUUUGUGUCCUGUUGUUUUUUUCCUCCCUGUAGAAGUGAAUGUUUUAUACAACUUUGUGAAAAGGCCUGAUUGUGGGUGAAUGGUAUGGCUUCAUUAAUCGAAAAACAUCUCCCAAAUUACAUGUGAAUUGCACUCGAAAUCAUUUUAUUUAUACAUCUUGGAGGUAUCGGAACUAGUAUCGGAUGCUCUUUCUUAUAAGUCUAGUAUGUUAUUGAAGACGAGAAUGCUUGCUGGAUUUUAGCCAGAGAAACUCACGCCCCCUUUGUUAUUUUGAAAUUUUAAUUUAAGGUCUUUACAUGUGUUGUAAUUAAAUAAUCAUGAUUUUUCGUUUUUGAACCUGACCUACUUUUUAAAAAAAUAUGCUGCAACUGUACAGCAGAGCUACUUUUAGGAAAGAUGAAUAAAUGAUCGUUUUUAUCGUAUGUGGCAUGUUUUGUAUGGAUAUAAUUUUGAAUUGUACAUAUUUUUUGACGUCAGAGGUUGCAUCUCUUUAUAUACGGCUGUCCCCUUCUAUCCCAACCCUUCAUUUAUUUCUUUGUCUUUGCUUUAUUUCUUGUAAAGGAAAAUAAAAUGCAUUUUAAAUAUA